Messenger RNA from Chelmon rostratus (copperband butterflyfish), 3229 nucleotides. RefSeq names its product myotilin-like. The record is from RefSeq and is a predicted model, not a curated record. Gene Ontology annotation, molecular function: cell-cell adhesion mediator activity. Gene Ontology annotation, cellular component: plasma membrane; axon. Lineage: Eukaryota; Metazoa; Chordata; Actinopteri; Chaetodontiformes; Chaetodontidae. The transcript has 9 exons. Gene Ontology annotation, biological process: homophilic cell-cell adhesion; dendrite self-avoidance; axon guidance. Bases 355 to 1263 code for a protein of 302 amino acids.
UCCACUCUGUCCUCCCUGCCUCAGCAGCCUCUCCCAGUGUCCCCUUCCCUACCUCGCUCCCCUCUCUCUCCCUCCUCCUCCUCCUCCUCUCUCCCGCAGCCCAGCACUCCCACAAACAGUCAGAGCAGAGCACCGCCUGCUGUGGUCUCCCUGCCCGCCAGCUAUAAGGGGACGCCAAACAUCCUUCCCAAGCCCAUCCUGAAGAAGGCUGUAGCUCCUCGGCCUUCUUCCGCUCGCUCCACCGAUGAUGACAUUCAGGGCUCCAAAGACGCCCUCAUCCAGGAUCUGGAAAAGAAGCUGCGCUCAAAAGAGGCCAGGAGGAGAAACAGUCAGAAACUGUCCUAUGAGGAGCGUAUGGCUCGUAGGCUGCUGGGUCCAGACAACGCCACCUACAUGUUUGACCAAGACAAUCUUUCAGACUCACAACUCGACCAGCCAGACUCACCAGAAGGAAGACACACAGGUGGACUAUGGGGGAGGCACCACUCAGGGACUGAUGAGAGGGCAAAUGAGGGCUCAGCUAUCCAGGAGAAAUGUUACGCUCCUCGCUUCCUGCAGAUCCCUCCAGACCUCACUGUAGAGGAGGGACGCUUCUGUAGGAUUGACUUCAAGGUCGGAGGCCUCCCCACACCAGAUGUCUGCUGGUAUCUGGACGGUAAAGCCAUCCGUCCAGACGACUACCAUAAGAUGCUGGUGUGUGAAAAAGGGAUGCACUCAUUCAUCAUAGAGAUCGUCACAGUGCACCAUGCCGGAGUGUACGAGUGUGUGGCCAGGAACCGAGCAGGGGAGAGCAGAUUUUCCAUGAGGCUCGACGUAUUAGCCCAGGAGGUUCUCCGUCCUCCCACCUUUGUCCAAAAGAUGUUGAACUCCAGAGCUCUAGAGGGCGACACCGUUAGGCUAGAGUGUAAAGUGGACGCUUCCCCUCCCCCACAGCUCUUCUGGAAGAAAGAUAAAGACAUGCUGCGCAUUGAUCCGAACAGAAUGAGUCUGUAUCAGGACGGCUCAGGCCGGCAGUGCUUGUUGAUAGAGAGGGUGAUGAAGUCUGACGCUGGUUGGUACACUCUCUCUGCCAUCAAUGAAGCUGGCAUGUCCACAUGCAACGCCAGGCUGGAUGUAGGCACUCGCACAGCCCCGCCCAUGAAGACGGCGCCCCCUGCCUCGAAGACGCUGAAGCUGCUGUCCUCCCUGAGCCACAUCCCCGCUGUGACCGUGGAGAGCCCCGGCCAGCACACCGCCCCGCUGUACGAGAGCGAAGAGCUGUAGACCCGCACUAAACCCCGUCACAUCCUCACAUCGCCAUCACACCUCUCAGAGCUGUCAAACUGGGCCGGAGCCUGGACUCGCCGUCGUGUCCAGAAAGAUGCAGUUACCCAACACCACUGCAGCAGACGAGGACACGUUUCCGAAUCCCUCUGAGGCCAAGCCAGGUCGGGUCAGUUAAACAAGCUGCAUUUCGGUUGUGUUGUUGUACGAGGCUCAGCAAUAGUACUCUUCCAUUUCAGAUUUCUUGAACAAAUUCAAAAUUUUCAAGAUUAAGCUACAAGACAACCCACCCUCCAUUCAUUAUGUGCUAUGUGUUUGAAAUACUCGGAGGAAAAACAGGCCUAACCAUCAGGAGCACUUGAUAGCUACCUUGAUGGCAAUGUGUUCAUAAUCACACCCCAUGUUGUCCAUCUGCCGCUGUUUGUCACCACUGUGCCCGUCCUCUUCCUGUCUGCCUGUAGUUUAAGGAUGCAGAGCUCUGUUCGAUACAUGCCUGUAAGCCUCUCCACUCUGCCCGUCCGGACUGUCUCAGCAAAAUGCUGUGUGUGGCUCAUGGGUGUAUUAAUAGACCUGGAGACAGUGUGGCAGAGUCAGCCCUGCUGCCAGUUUUAUCCCAGCCACCAACCACGAUACCAUUUUCCCCACAGAAGGCUGACGACAGGAGCCUCUCAAACAGCACAGUUAUUACUACUUGCAUUGAGUUCUGUUGUUGUUGUUGUCUGGGUGAGCAGCUGUCAUUUGUGCGUUAUGUUGAAACACAGUUUCCAGAUCUCUUCAUGGUCUAGAUUAGAAAACAGGAAACAACCUUGAUUAACUGCAGUACCCACAAUCCAACACUGCCAUCAUCUCUCGCUGCACUUUAGUCCUGCUCGUCACUCUGUGUCCUGCAGCAGCUGCAUGCCUCUCCUCCAGCUUGUGGCUAAACCAGGAUGAUUUUGUGUUUGAGCCUCAGAAUUGAACCUUUUGUCCCUGAAUUACAGCUGCUGUUUCCUCUGAUGAUGUGUGUCUGUAAAGCUCCAUUAACUGGAAUAGACAAUCAGAUUUCCAACUAACCUUCCCCCCUUGUUUAAAGACAGCUCGGAGGUCACUGCUGGUUACUGCUCAGAUUCUCUGCUGUGGUAUAAAUUCAGCCUAUUAUGUGUUUUUAAGUUGGUUCCUAAUAUACAGUGUAUGUGAAUUAAGCUAUUUAUUUGAACUGCAGUUAUUAGUUAUCAGUGUUGGUACUUUAAGUUGCCCCUCUCUUGGCCCACAAAAGGCUGCAACAUGAGGUGUAUAACAUCAGUGAGUUGGUCAAAGAGCAACAGGCUGCCAUCCUGAUACCAAAACCUGACCUGCACUCAAAAGAACACUUAGACCUAACUUGCUUUGAAAAGUUUACAUUUUAUCACAUCUGCAGUGCAGAUAAGACAUGUUUUUAAACUUAACUCAAGAGGAGAAAAUUGAGUUUUUCUCCUUCGGUGCCUGCAUGCAUCAUUGAUUCAGUAUGUUCAGCUGAAAUAGGUAUCAGUAUGUCAGCCUGUGACCAGAUUUGCCAAACUCUCCAUUUCUGACCAGAGCCUUCCAUGAAAAGAUCUGUCAAAAUGAGGCUUGAGUUGCCUGCUUACCUUGGAACUGUUUGUUGUUACUGCCAGACAUAAAGUCAUUUCAUGAAACCUGGUAUUUUUUGGCUGGAUCUGCAUGCAAACUGAAAAUCUGGUAUUUAACCCUGCGUGGCCAAACUGAAUUUUCUUCAAAUUUCAAAUGCGAUGUACUUCAACUGCAUUUAAACAUGAACAUGAGCUAAAGUCCUUCUUCCAGCAGUUUGUCAGGAAGUUUGGGUCAAACAGGAUUAAACACUGGAUUUUGCAUGAAGCAGAAUAGUUUUGGUAAGUUAGGUCCUUCCUGUUUUGAUUUGAACCUGCAGGUAUUAGUGUGUAUCCUCCUAAGUACUGUUUGUUGUGUAAGAUGUUCUACAUAUCACUGGAUG